AUGAUUACCGGACUCCAUCACGUAAACAUCCUCGUCCCCCCUUCCACCCUCCACCUCGCCACCCUCUUCUACGGCACCACCCUCGGCCUCAUUCCUCGCCCCGUCCCGGCUUUGCAACAAGGCACCUUGGCUUGGUUCGAUUUUUCGCAAGAGUCAGGUCAACAGCUGCAUGUUGCGCUAGGUCGACCCGAUAUCGAUUUCACGCCCGAGGCUAGAAAAGCCGAUAGACAUCCUUGUUUCCGAGUGGAGAACGCGGAGAAACUGAAAGAACUGCAGGAGAGGAUUUGGGAGCAUUAUAAGAGGGGAGGGGAAGGGGCGCCGAUGGAGUGUGAUGAGCCGGGGACGGUGGGGAGUGGUCACCAGGGAGUUGAGUACCCAAAGAGAUUCUUUGCGAGGGACUAUGCGGGGAAUAGGCUGGAGUUCAGCCUUUAG
Messenger RNA from Neurospora hispaniola, 432 nucleotides. RefSeq lists its product as uncharacterized. The record is from RefSeq and is a predicted model, not a curated record. The transcript is spliced from 3 exons. NCBI's taxonomy places the organism in Eukaryota, Fungi, Ascomycota, Sordariomycetes, Sordariales, Sordariaceae. The coding region runs from base 1 to 432 and encodes 143 amino acids.